AUGUUUUCUUUCUCUGUUUGUCUCUGUCAGGAACUGCUGGAAACUCGUAAAACCAUCAUCAAUGUGGUCAGCACCUCCUCUGCAGCUUAUGAAGCAAGGGAUGAAGCUCAUGCCCGUUUGGGCCAGCUGCAAGACAAAGCAGAGAAGGACUUAAAGCAGUAUAUCUCUGAGAUGAAAGAAUUGGAGCGCUUCCUGGAGAACGACCGGCGCAUGUCUGAAUUCAUCAACAUCAAGCUGCAGGAAAGGUCAUUCACUGAAGAAGCACUGAAAGCCAAGGCAAAGAAACAAGAAGAACGCAGACGGAAAGACAGUGAAGAAGAGUUGCUUGAAUCUUACACCAAUGCUUUUGAUAAACUCCUGGAGCUCACUGGCUCAAAAGAUCUGAAUAUGGCUCUGGAUACAUUUGUUAAAGAUAGGGAAAGAAAUUUUGCUCAAUUCAACUAUGUCAAUGAGCAAAACAGUCAGAAGGACCGACUAUGGGAAGAAAUUCAUGAGCUUUGUCAUGAGAUCCAGGAGAUUCAAAAGCGGAACAGUCAAAGGGAGGCCCAGCAGCUGUUGCAGCUCCAUGACACUGAAGGCCAGCAGGAGGUUACGGUGAGAGAGGCCAAUCAGGCUGAGCAGAACGUGAAAAAGUUCCUCAAGAUGUGGGAGCAGCUUAAAAGUGGUGAGCAAUGAAGGGAGAAAAAGGAGUUGCUUACUAAUGGUUGUAUUAAGUACUG
Molecule: messenger RNA, 719 nt
Organism: Thamnophis sirtalis
Lineage: Eukaryota; Metazoa; Chordata; Lepidosauria; Squamata; Natricidae
Source: RefSeq, a predicted model, not a curated record